This is a messenger RNA of Pteropus alecto (black flying fox), 3354 nucleotides long. RefSeq names its product collagen beta(1-O)galactosyltransferase 1 (gene COLGALT1). The transcript has 12 exons. Lineage: Eukaryota; Metazoa; Chordata; Mammalia; Chiroptera; Pteropodidae. The record is from RefSeq and is a predicted model, not a curated record. Gene Ontology annotation, molecular function: procollagen galactosyltransferase activity. The coding region runs from base 115 to 1989 and encodes 624 amino acids.
CGCUGGGCGCUCUCCUCCAUAAGGCGCGCGGCAGGGGCGAGGCCCCGACUGCCCCUUUAAGGCGCGGCCCACGUCCGCCGGCAGAAAAGCAACUUAAAGGCGACGCGUGGCGCGAUGGCGGCUGCCACACGCGCGUGCCGGCGGCGCGGGCGGCCGCUCCCAUCCCUGCCGCCGCUGCUGCUGUUGCUGGCGCUGCCGCCUCCAGGUGGCCCGCCGGGCGCCGCCGCCUACUUCCCGGAGGAGCGCUGGAGCCCAGAGUCACCGCUGCAGGAGCCGCGCGUCCUCAUCGCGUUGCUGGCGCGCAACGCGGCCCACGCGCUGCCGGCCACUCUGGGCGCGCUGGAGCGGUUGCGGCACCCGCGGGAGCGCACUGCGCUGUGGGUAGCCACAGACCACAACUCAGACAACACGUCGACAGUGCUGCGGGAAUGGCUGGUUGCCGUGAAGAAUUUGUACCACUCUGUAGAGUGGCGGCCAGCAGAGGAGCCCAGGUCCUACCCAGAUGAGGAGGGCCCCAAACACUGGUCUGACUCUCGCUAUGAGCACGUCAUGAAGUUGCGCCAGGCAGCCCUGAAAUCGGCCCGGGACAUGUGGGCCGAUUACAUCCUGUUCGUGGACGCAGACAACCUGAUUCUGAACCCGGACACACUGACCCUACUCAUCUCUGAGAACAAGACGGUGGUGGCGCCCAUGUUGGAUUCCCGGGCUGCGUACUCCAACUUCUGGUGUGGGAUGACUUCUCAGGGCUACUACAAGCGCACGCCUGCCUACAUCCCCAUCCGAAAGCGGGACCGCCGAGGCUGCUUCGCGGUUCCCAUGGUGCACUCGACCUUCCUGAUUGACCUGCGGAAGUCGGCAUCCAGGAACUUGGCAUUCUACCCUCCACACCCCGACUACACCUGGUCGUUCGAUGAUAUCAUCGUUUUUGCCUUCUCCUGCAAGCAGGCAGAGGUCCAGAUGUAUGUCUGCAACAAGGAGGUGUAUGGCUUCCUGCCGGUGCCAUUGCGAACUCACAGUACCCUCCAGGAUGAGGCCGAGAGUUUCAUGCACGUGCAGCUGGAAGUCAUGGUGAAGCACCCACCAGCAGAGCCCUCCCGGUUUGUCUCCGUGCCCACCAAGACAGCCGACAAGAUGGGCUUUGAUGAGGUCUUUAUGAUCAACCUGAAGCGACGGCAGGACCGGCGGGAGCGCAUGCUGCAGGCGCUGCAGGCGCAGGAGAUCGAGUGCCUACUGGUGGAGGCCGUGGACGGCAAGGCCAUGAACACCAGCCAGGUGGAGGAACUGGGCAUCCAAAUGCUGCCCGGCUACCGGGACCCCUACCACGGGCGACCCCUCACCAAAGGCGAGUUGGGCUGCUUCCUCAGCCACUAUAACAUCUGGAAGGAGGUUGUGGACCGGGGACUGCAGAAAUCGCUGGUAUUCGAGGAUGACCUGCGCUUUGAGAUUUUCUUUAAGAGGCGCCUGAUGAACCUCAUGAGGGAUGUGGAGAGGGAGGAUCUGGACUGGGACCUCAUCUAUGUGGGCCGGAAGCGGAUGCAGGUGGAGCACCCCGAGAAAGCCGUGCCCCGCGUGAGGAACCUGGUGGAGGCUGACUACUCCUACUGGACACUGGCCUACGUGAUCUCCCUGCAAGGCGCCCGCAAGCUGCUGGCUGCCCGGCCGCUCUCCAAGAUGCUGCCUGUUGACGAAUUCCUGCCAGUCAUGUUCGACAAGCACCCAGUGUCCGAAUACAAGGCUCACUUUUCUCCCCGCAACCUGCACGCCUUCUCCGUGGAGCCCCUGCUUGUGUACCCCACGCACUACACAGGAGAUGAUGGGUAUGUGAGUGACACAGAGACCUCAGUCGUGUGGAACAAUGAGCACGUCAAGACUGACUGGGACCGUGCCAAAUCCCAGAAGAUGCGGGAACAGCAGGCCCUGAGCCGUGAGGCCAAGAAUUCGGAUGUGCUCCAGUCCCCACUAGACAGUGCUGCCCGGGACGAACUCUGAGGGGCAGUGGCCAAAACACCAAAGCAGCUUUUGGUGCCCCAUACUCUACAUGCUCGCCAGGGACAGCAGCGUCCCCUGCAGACCCCAGCAGGCCAUGGAGGGCUUUCCACACAGGGUGGUGUCCAGCCAGCUCUUGCUCAGCAAUCAGGUGCAUGCAGGCAGCAUUAAGGGAGUGCCUACUGUCUGCCAGAAACAGGGUUUGGCACUGGGAGAUGGGGUGGGAACAAGCCAUCAUUCAUCUCUCUGUGUGCCUGACAUUUUUUAAGCAUUGACGGUGUACCAGCUUUGUGUGCGAUGGCAGUGAAUGAGGCAUAAUUAUUCCCUCAGUCAGUGAUUGGUUCAGUCAGGCAUUUAUUAAUUCCUCCACCAAGAACCAGGCACUAGUCAUACACAUUCAUUUUUUAAAUUCAAGUAUUUAUUGAAUGCCUACUGUAUGUUGGGCACCAUUUCAGGCUCUAGUAAUAUUGAGAUAAACAAGAUACUUUCAUUUUCUCAAACAUAUCAAGCACCUACUGUGUGCCUGGUACACAAAAGUUCUUAUUGACUCUGCAUUUAUUGAAUGCCUAUUGUGUGCUGGGAGCUGAGCUCGGUGCUGGGGAUGGAGAUAAACAAGGUGCUUUUCACCCUAACUGGUUUCUUCCCACACAUCUGAAGAGUACCUACUGUGCGCCAGGCAUUAGUGAUACAAAACAGCAUGACAGUUGUUCAGUCAGCAUUUGAUUACCUACAUGUGUGCUGGGCUACAGAGAUGAACAAAAUGAGUCCUUUUAUUUCUUCCUGCAGUAGGUAUUUAUUGAGUGCCUACUGUGUACCAGACCUCACGGACUUCCAGUAGGGUUAGAGAAUGGCUGAGUCUGAGUCCUCCUCGUCCAUCCCCCAGUCACUCGAGCUGAAUGCAGACAACGUCCCCCAUCACCCAGUAGGGAGGGUGGCUCUUCUCUCACCAGGGGCAGCUGCGGGUCCCAGUGGCCCCAUGGCAGCAUAUAGGCUCCCUGGACCCAGCCCCCCUGGAGGGGGCGGGGACAAAGAUGGGACUAGGUCUCCCCUGCUACCCCUGGUCCUGUUUGCUUGACCACCUUGGCCUGCUUCUCAGGUGUGAUCUCUGCUCAGUGGGGUCCUCUAUCCAAGCCUUUGGUGGGCUUCAUGUGUUUGGGACCUUGGCGGGCUCAGCAGCACUGGGGUGCUGCCUGCAGUCCAGGCAGGAUGUUCCACAGCUCAGAAUGGAGGACUCGCUGUGCCUUCAGCCAAAAACGAAUGUCAGAGCCGGCUAGUGGUGCUUCACUCUUAGGGAUGGAUAACUGCUCCCCGGGUCAGGUCCUGGAUAACUUGCCUAUUUUUUUAUUAAAUGUUCCUGGUUGAUUUUCA